This is a messenger RNA of Toxoplasma gondii ME49, 624 nucleotides long. Its product is annotated as anaphase promoting complex subunit 11, putative. The record is from RefSeq and is a predicted model, not a curated record. The coding region runs from base 1 to 435 and encodes 144 amino acids. Gene Ontology annotation, molecular function: cullin family protein binding; ubiquitin protein ligase activity; zinc ion binding. NCBI's taxonomy places the organism in Eukaryota, Apicomplexa, Conoidasida, Eucoccidiorida, Sarcocystidae. The transcript has 2 exons. Gene Ontology annotation, cellular component: anaphase-promoting complex; nucleus. Gene Ontology annotation, biological process: protein ubiquitination; anaphase-promoting complex-dependent catabolic process; positive regulation of mitotic metaphase/anaphase transition.
AUGGAGUCUGCGUCUCCAGAGGCAGCGGACAAGAGACAGUUCCCGGCUGGCUCCGCGAACGACUUGCUGCUGCUGCGCGCCGCAAGUCUCUCGCCCCACAGUCGCGUAAGAGUCCGGCACGUCCACUUCGUGGGCGGCUGGAGAUGGGCAGGGGUGCCUCCCGACGAGAAGUGUGGCAUCUGCAGCAACGCCUUCGAAGUUCACUGCAGUGCAUGCGACAGACCUGGCGAGGCCUGUCCCCCGGCCUUCGGCGCGUGCGGGCACGUCUUCCAUCUCCACUGCAUCGGCACGUGGCUGAGUCGCGAAGACGCCCUUCGCGAGAGCCAGGCAAACUGUCCUCUCUGCAGGCGUCCCUGGCGUUUCAAAACUGCAAACGAAGCUUCUUCCAGUGAAAGCGACAUGCAGCAAAAUGGACUUCUGGGUUCCCCGUCUUGAGAGUCUCUCGAAUCUCAAGAUCGACAGAUGUGCAUCUUUCCUUGGACAUCUGCGACUACAGACGCACUUGUGUGUGGAUCUGCAUAUACAGAGAGAUGUGUGUCUGUCUACGAUAUGCGGAACGUGUGGAUUCACAGCUGUGUCUUGACAGGUGGAGAGGCCUAGAAAUCCGAUUACGGAAUUGCAGAG